AUGGAUACAUUCACCCCGAAGCCCAAGUCGGCCUGUAGCCUGGCCACGUGCUCGUGGAAACAGAACAAGUGGUGCUACACAGAACCUGGGAACGAGACCGCCACCUGUGUGUGUCGCCCUGGGUUCGCGCCUGUGGGCGAAGAGUGUAUCGAAGCCAUCACGUUCCACCUGUACGUGUUGAUGCCGGGUGAACACAUGGCCAGUCUGAACGACCCCCACUCCGAGCACUACCAGAGGACCACAGAGGAAUUCACCAAUACGGUCUCUCAGCUUCACAAUAACGGAGAUGUGCGGGCACUGGAUGCCAAUUUCCUGGCCAUGUCGUCAGUGUCUUACUCGGGAGGGAUGCCCAGGGCUACCAUCGCCAAGGCACUCGUACACUACAGGCAGAGUUCUGAACUUACACCCAACCGUUUGGAGCAGGCCUUGCAAGAUUCUGCCGCCAACCGUGCGGUUUCCAACCUAAACAGGGACACCAUGGAGGUUACAGAUGAAAACGAGUGCUCGAAACAGAAAGGCCAUCUCAGUGACUGCCACCCACAAGCCACGUGUAGGAACACCCUGGGAUCGUUUGAGUGCGUGUGUAACGAAGGGACUGUGGACAUGAGCUACGCCUUCGGGGCACCGGCUGGGCGGUUCUGCUACGGAAAGUGCACCACGUGGCGUUGUGAGACAGGGGAAGAGGUCAUGCAAGUCGGCACACUUAGAGGAGAUGAGACGAUGUGCGUCCACCCAUUGAGAAGAAACAUGUGUCACAUGACAAGCCCUAUACCCUCAUGGCUCACCGAUUGGGGCGACUUGCGGCUUUGGCUGGUACUGCUGGGUUUUGUGAUCGCCAUCGUUGGGUUCAUCAUUCUGAUCUACUACCUGUGCCGUAUGUACCGCCAGAACAAGAAGAAACGCAUGGAGAAGAAACGGUCUUCACACGAGUUGUACUCCGAGUACUGGCCGUGUCAUCGUGUCAGGAAGGUGUCAAUCAUCGGUUUCGACAUCAAGCGGAGGGACAGCUUCCAGUCCAAGGCAGCGGCACAGGCCAGCAAGAUCAAAAUGGCCAGUGGCACAGCUGGGAGGAAGUCCGUCACAGACGCUGGUGGCAGCAUGCACUGGAACCUGUCCUCCUCACGACUUCCGUCGGUCUCCGACGAAGAUGAAUCAACGUUUGCUGCUGAAAACAACAUUAUAUAAACAACAACAGACAUGACAACAGAGACCCAUAUGCCGUACUAUCAAGGAAAUCAAGUCAACUCAACUUCAACACGAACGACUGAUUUUGCUUCAAUGUAGUCUAUGAAUUGAUUUGACAAUUCAAAACAAUGCAAUACAUCGUGAAUUUUCGUAGUGAUGGUCUCGCAAUUAUAUUCAGAAACGUUCACUGCGCAAAUUACGAAACCCCACAAUCACUGUACGAUAUCAAUUACUUGUUUUGGUGUGUGCAAUUCAUAGACAUCAGUUGUCACGAAGUGCUGUGCUUAUUAGAUCACACAAUCAAAGAGUGUAAUGAUUUGUGCGUAGACCUCUUGCAGUGAAUAUAUAAGCUGGCGCAUGUGUAACAAGAGAACAGAAGUUCUGUCCUACAUUAAUAGGAACAACAGCCACUGUAAAGUAUUAACGUUAUAUACAUACAAUUAUACUGUUUUCAAUAUGAAACUUUAUUAUCAUCACUCUAAUUGUGUAUUUAUAGAAUGCAUUCGUUCAAGCAUUUCACAUUAUUUGACAUAACUACUCUUCUAACAUACGCUGUAUUUGCUGUGACUGUACACGUAGAUACAUUGUAGUACCAAAUUCAGAUUCAGAUGCGAAUCUUACUACGUAGUAUUCUAUAUUAGAUCCCACUGUCAUCUGUACACUCCUCAUUUCACUUGACAUUUUAGUCAUGAUCAAACCGUUCUGUAUUUGUAAAGGCAUCUGUUAGUCACCCCCCCCCCGAAAAGUAAUUGUAAGAUACGACUUUUCUAAAAAGGUGUUCAGUGGGGAAAACUAUCGUCUCUUUGACGUAAGUGUAAAGGUUAAAAAGAUCGGGAUGUUAUGAAAUUGGGAUGAUAUAAAAGUUGUACUUUUGUGUUAAUACUUGGUCAUAUUCCAAAUUGUUUGAAUAGGAGAAGGGUCAGUAUAUUAGUCUAAAAUAAUGUACAUUACGUCGUAUCUCACAUACUUCUCUGUAUUAGUCGUCAUUUUGCUGUUUUGUUGUGAAAUAAAAGGCCUUGAAUUGAA
Molecule: messenger RNA, 2211 nt
Organism: Branchiostoma floridae (Florida lancelet)
Lineage: Eukaryota; Metazoa; Chordata; Leptocardii; Amphioxiformes; Branchiostomatidae
Product: 63 kDa sperm flagellar membrane protein-like
Exons: 12
Coding region: 1-1185 (394 amino acids)
Molecular function (GO): calcium ion binding
Source: RefSeq, a predicted model, not a curated record